Molecule: messenger RNA, 1998 nt
Organism: Phanerochaete carnosa HHB-10118-sp
Lineage: Eukaryota; Fungi; Basidiomycota; Agaricomycetes; Polyporales; Phanerochaetaceae
Exons: 8
Coding region: 1-1998 (665 amino acids)
Source: RefSeq, a predicted model, not a curated record
AUGCCCAUCGUGUGCUGGUCGAGCGCGCGUCAGGGCCUCCGACCAACACCUCGCAACAACUAUCAGAAAGGUUCCCACGAGGACCCGAUGUGCACGCCAACCGCCAAGGCAGCGUCUCUUAGCGACGAGUCCCCAAGCAUUUUUGGAACAUCCGAGGAUACAGAGAGCAAGUGGAAGCUGAACGCCCCGCCGAAUGUGCCAUCGAAUAUGCGAAACACGCUGUCCAAGGAGAGAAAUGCUAUUGAGGAGGAGCUCGAGGUACUGUACGAUGCUUAUUACGAAGAGCUUGAACAGUUCGCGAACUAUCAGCAGCAAUACAUAUCGUCUGGCGGCACGAUACCUCCUCCUCAAGGACCAGGUUCCUUCCCUGGGAGUGUCGAGCUGGACAAGAACGGUGCGGUGAUCGGUCCUCAUACCAUCUCCAAUAUACCCUCUCGAGCCAAGAACAGUGUCGUCAAUGGCAGAAAAGCUGUCAAGGCCAAAAGUGAAUCCGAAGACGACAGGGAGGAAGAGGAGGAAGAAGAGAAGGAAGAAGACGAAGAGGAGGACAAGGGACAGCCAGAAGACGAAGCAGACGUCAAGCCCCAGACCGAGCGACGGGCAGUGCGAUGGCGUGGUGCGGUGAAUGGCAAAGCAAACGGGCGGGACGGACAGACAAACUUUGGGAACAGUCUCACUGUCACAGGCAAGUCUCAUUGUUUCCUCUGCUUGUGUAACAUUGUCACUGUCGCAGACGAUCUCCUUAAGAACGACGGUCAGAAGUUUCUGGAGAUGAUGGAGCUGAGCGAGGAGGAAGAUGAGGAGGGGGAUGAGGAGGACAAGGAGGAAGAUGAAGAGGACGAGGAUGAGGACGAAGAGGAAGAGGAAGAGGAAGAGGUUAUGACAGAGGAGCAGAAAAUGGAAGAAGGCAAGCGCAUGUUCUCCAUCUUUGCUGCCCGGAUGUUCGAGCAGCGAGUACUUCAAGCGUAUCGCGAGAAGGUCGCUCAGGAACGCCAGCUGCAACUGCUUCGAGAGCUUGAGGAUGAGGACAUGCUGUCGAAGGAGAAAGAGGCAAAGAAACGAACGCAGAACCAGAAGAUGAAGGAUAAGAAGUGUCAGCAGAAGCUUGCGAAAGAGGAGGAGCGUGCUGCUCGCACGGCCAAAAAAGCGGCUGAGGAUGUUGCUUUGAAGGCUAAGCAGACAGCACAAGAGGAGGAGGAGGGCAGGAAGCGGCGAGAAGAAGAGCGGGCAAGGUGGGAAGCUCAGCACAAAGCUCUGGAGGAGGAAAGGCUGCACAAAGAGGAGAAGCGCAAGCGUCUUGCAGAGGAGAAAGAGUGCGAAGCCGAGCGUGAACACAAGCAUAGGGAGAAAGAGGAGAAAGCGAAGCAGGAGCGCAGAGAGAGGGAGGAACAGCAGCAAGAGCAGCAAGAGCGGGAGCGGAAGGUGGCAAAGGAGCGCGAGAAGAAGGAGAACGAGAAGGCCGAACGCGAACGCGAGAGGCUGGAGAAGGAGAAAGCUGAGGAAGAGCAGCUGGAGAAGGAGAAGGCGGAAAAGGAGCGGACGGCGGCACAGCAGCAACGUGCCACUGUUGCAAAGACGGCUCGUCCACUGACCUCAUCUCGCACUGUGACCAAUGUGACUGCGUCAGGAUCUUCGCAGCGUUCUCCAAGUCAGGCCACCCCAGAUCCCUCCACUACUCCCACAAAGAAGAACACUCCGAAGCAACCUGCGCCUGUACCUCCCACAGCCGCACAUUGUGUAAUAUUAGAGCGAGAGGCGGGAACUGAGCAGCUAUCGAAGAAGUUAGCCAAACUUCACGCCCAGAUUGACGAGUGGAAGCAGCUCUGGGACGCCACGGAUGCUAGGCGCGAGGUUCACAUCCAAGCCCUGGAGGAAGAGCUCGCCAGUGUUCAUGCCGAGCACGGGCAGGAGAAGGAGGCGCGGGCGGCGGGAACGCAGAACGCGAGGCUACCCACGAAGAGAACGAGUCAUUCAAGAGCCGCCCGAGAUCAAGACUGA